Siniperca chuatsi (mandarin fish) is the source of this 3848-nucleotide messenger RNA. It is a transcript of the gene kctd7, whose product is annotated as potassium channel tetramerization domain containing 7. The record is from RefSeq and is a predicted model, not a curated record. Gene Ontology annotation, molecular function: protein binding. Gene Ontology annotation, biological process: protein homooligomerization. Bases 296 to 1324 code for a protein of 342 amino acids. The transcript is spliced from 4 exons. Lineage: Eukaryota; Metazoa; Chordata; Actinopteri; Centrarchiformes; Sinipercidae.
GCACUUCUGAAACGUCACAGCACGUAUGACCGAAGACAGCACGGGCCCAGUCUGGACUGCUAACCUAACACUUUGGAUUAAAUAUUCAUCGUACCUGAGGUUUUUAAGUUUUUAUAAUUAAAGGCGGAAUCCUCCUACUUCCGCUCUCGCUCUGAAAGCGGGGUGUUUUCCUACAGCUGCUCGCGCCCCACCCACAGCCCCUGCGUUGUUGUUGUUGUUGUUUUUAUCAACAGUCGCGCGCUGUGGCUCGUGUUAUCGUCGCCUGAUUUGUGCCGACAGUUGGCUCGCCGCGCGCAUGCAGCAGAAUGGCUCGAGCGGUUCCAACGGUUCUGACGGCUGCAGCAGGGAUCGCCAGUCUCUGUCCUUCAGCCCGCUGCCCGCCGCUACUACACGGGUAAGGAGGUUCAUUCAGGAGAGACGGACUCUCCCCCUACCCAGAGUGAUGGUGGUAUUCUCGGCCGCAGGUGACACAGAGAAACCGGGCGAUGCCAUGUCCAGCUCGGACUCUGUGGAGGAGGAUUUCCGAAAGCCGGCCUCCCCAGCGCCCAACUUCACCCUCAGCAACCCGCUCCGCUCCUCGCUGAACACACAGGAGGAGUUUCCAGAGGUCAUCUCUCUGAAUGUUGGGGGCAUGUACUUCACCACUCGCCUGUCCACGCUGCGGCGAUUCGAGGACACCAUGUUGGCCGCCAUGUUCAGCGGCCGUCAUUACAUCCCACGUGACGCUGAAGGGCGCUACUUCAUCGAUCGGGAUGGGACAUAUUUUGGGGACAUCCUGAACUUCCUCCGAGAAGGUGAGCUUCCUCACAGGGACCGAGUGCGAGCCGUGCACAGAGAGGCUCAGUACUACUCCAUUGGCCCGCUGCUGGACAGCCUGGAGGACUCUCAGCCGCUCACAGGGGAGAAAGUACGACAAGCUUUCCUUGAUCUGAUGCCCUACUACAAAGACAACCUGGAGCGUAUUGUGGAGAUUGCCAAACUGAGGGCCAUGCAGAAAAAGGCACGGUUUGCCAAGUUGAAGAUCUGCGUCUACAAGGAGGAGAUGCCUAUCACGCCAUAUGAGCGUCCUCUUUUUAACUCUCUGCGUUUUGAGCGUUCGGACAGCGAGGCCAAGCUCUUUGAGCAUCACUGCGAGGUGGACGUUUCCUUCGGACCUUGGGAGGCAGUGGCAGACGUUUAUGACCUGCUGCACUGCAUCGUCAGUGACCUGGCCGAGCGCGGCAUCACUGCGGAGCAGCAGUGCAUCGGUGUCUGUGACAAGCACCUUAUCAACCAUUACUACUGCAAGAGGCCCAUCUAUGAGUUUAAGAUCACAUGGUGGUGAAGCUGGAGGAAGACAGUUAUGGAUCGGGCCAAAAAGCAAAAGGAUGGAUGUUCCAUCUUUACUGUAACUCAGCCGAUAUUGGUUUUUGUAUUGAAGUUGCCAAUAUUUUGUGCUGAUGUCCUAAAAAUGUGACCCUUUAAAUCAUACUCCAACAUAGUAAGUAUUAUAUUUCCCCAAAAUAUUCUUCUUUUCUUUCUCUCUGAAGCAAAGAAAUGAAAUACCAACACUUUCCAGUUGAAUCCAGGCCAAUGAGAAACACAACUACUACUUUAAAGAGUAACGUAACGCCCCUUGAGAAUCCCGAUUUUUGAUGACCCCCACUGGUUUAACUUCUCCCCUUGAUGCAGUAAUGUACAGGUGUACUCCAGGACCCUGUGACAUCACAGUUGGGUGUGGUUAAAGGUGCAACAAAGCACACGUCAGUUAUGAAGAAGAGGUGAAACUAAAACUUUCAACCAGAGAUGGCAGACAACACUGCUGUUUAGUGUGCAGGUAAGUUACUAUUUAAAGGUCUAUUCAAAGUCUAUAAAGGUCUACCAUUAAAUGAUAACAUUUAAGUCGCAUUUCAGCUGUAUUUUUCAGUUGUGAGACUCACAUCUUGUCUCCACUAGUGUCUUCCCUUGAUGUGUUCAGGCUCAGUACUGCGUGUGUAAUCAGAUGGUUUUGGCAGCGUUUUGAGCCCAGUACACAGCCAUUGUAGUUACGUGCAAAUUGAAGAAAAGCCCAAAGCGAAAAAAAUAUUCAAUAUAUUCGAAAAGUCACGUAAAACGUGAGUGAAAGGAAAGCCAUUAUGCAGCUUCUGUACACAGCUGUGUUGAUUAAAACUCUUUGUGUAUCUGUCAGACACGUGUGAAACGGACAAUUAAAAAACAUGACAGUAACACGUUGGUGCAGAAAGCCUGUUGCGCGUCUGACGGCUUCAAUUAUAAUCAAUACAGCUGCCACUUUAAGUGAGAUUAUGUAACUUUUGCCAAACAUCAGCCACAGUGGCCAUAAAUCACAAAAAAAGCAUAAUGGUAAAUGCUUAAAUGUGUAACAGUAGCACAAGCAGAGACUGUACUGUACUGUUAUACAGUAGUGUCUGUCUAAUAUUUGCUAAUAUUAGCCACCGUAAGCUACUGGUCAUACCAGACUAAGUAUGGCUGUAGCUGCCAAACUCCUUUGUGUGUUGAAUUAAACAAUGGUGCACGUUUUGUUUAAGCAUUCAACUUUUCAUUUGUAAGAGAAAGGAUGUGGCAUUUCCUCUUUCAAAAGUUACAUAGUCCUGCUUCAAGAUACAUAACCUCGGCCCAAAGUGUCUUCAAAUCAAUUUUCUUACAACAGUGAGUGUUUGGACUGUGAGCGCUGCACAAAGCCCGUCUGAACCCCCAGCAGCACUGUGGCUGAACGCAUCCAGUGUAGACACUCUGACGAAGGGUUGAAGCUGCUGCUGACAUGAUGCUCUCACUAUGCAGACAAGGUGUUAAAAAAAAAAAUCUGAAUGUGCAAAAAAUCUAAAGUCUGAGAUGAUUGUCGCAUCAGAAGUGGGUGACAUGACCAUGAUCAUAUGAUCUCAUUUAAAAGUCAAUUCUGCCCAUUGUCCUUUAAUAUCCUAAAUUUAUUAUUAUUAUUAUUUACUACAUUAACUGAUUUAUCAGUCUAACUGUAGCUUUGCCCUAAUAUGGACUGAUUCAAAGAAAUUACCUUGUAGUAAAUAUUGAAUAUUGUAUGUAAGUAAACUGAGGUAAGAUAUGUAUUUUUUAGGACUAAGGUUUGUUUCAGGAUACAGAUUAACUGUAAACCUGUUCUUUUUGGAUGAACAGAAUAUAUUUUAAUUAUAGAAAACCUCCUGAGGAGUUUGUUUUUAAAGAUUCGAGAAAGGUUGGGUGGUAUCAGUUUUUCCAUUUUUACUCAGUAACUUAAAAUCACCAGGUAACUUGGUUGCAGGGGAUUGAAGGUAGCUAAAUUUGUUGCACAUUAAUGUAAGUUUGCAGAUGUCACAUGGAGAAUAUUAUUAUUAAAUCAAACAACUAUUCUUAUUUAAUUUCAGCUUCCAUUCCACCUUUUUCAACAUUAUGAAAUUCACAGAAGCUGCGAUAUAGAGUCAGAGUUAAAUGUUAUUUCCUACUGUACUUGAUAAAGUCUGAGCACCUUGUGAUUGUAACCAAUAUAUGUAUUUUUUUACCUCAAGUGAAGGCUUCAGUUAAACAACUCAAGUUAACAACUAUAGAAAGCAACAGCGCCGGCAUCAGUUAAUUUAUCUUCACUAAGAAAGCCAACAUGCUUGUUUUGUUGAUGUACUUUUAACAGAUUAUGCAGAGGAGAUGCUACAUUCUUCCUUUGGAGCACUACUAAUCUUGAUUUACACUGUUAUCUUUGCAAUGUUUUGAAAUUUUUUAUAUUGUUAUUUAUCUAUUUCUGUUAGCUUCUAGGAAGCUAUAGUUAUAUAGUUUUAUUUGGGUUUAGUUUGUUUAUAGUGAAAAAGAGAUGUAUAAUUUUUAUUAUUUAUGGUAAAAAUAAAAAUACCUGUUAAGUGCUUUCAAAA